This is a messenger RNA of Paecilomyces variotii, 3052 nucleotides long. RefSeq names its product putative ribonuclease P complex subunit Pop1. Bases 88 to 2886 code for a protein of 932 amino acids. NCBI's taxonomy places the organism in Eukaryota, Fungi, Ascomycota, Eurotiomycetes, Eurotiales, Thermoascaceae. The record is from RefSeq and is a predicted model, not a curated record. Gene Ontology annotation, cellular component: nucleolar ribonuclease P complex; ribonuclease MRP complex. Gene Ontology annotation, biological process: tRNA 5'-leader removal. The transcript is spliced from 2 exons.
CCCAAAACGCCGCCGCAUAAAAAAAGAAACCACAACACGACCUCUAUCACAACAAAAGGUCUUUUUUUUUUGCCCCGCCCGGCCGAAAUGGCCCUUAAUCAAUCCUCGAAACGCAAACCUGCCUUCCCCAACUCCGGAGGAGGCAAAGACGGCUCUUCCGCUGCUCGAAAACGCGCCAAGACCUACGAUGCUCGCGCUUUGGCCGUGCAGACGUCCGAUGCCGCGCUCUCAGCGACGGGCGAUCUGGAUGUCGCGGCCUUUGUAGGGGCUCGUGAGUUCGAGAUCCGCGCCCUGGAGGCUGGAAUGCAGCGGUCGAAAGCGGCGUUGACCAGUCGUGCGUUUCAGAAGGUGCCUCGAUCUUUGAGACGGAGGACGGCUAGUCAUAAUGUCAAGAGGGUGCCGCGUCGGUUGAGGGCGAGGGCUAAGAGGGAGAUGAUUGAAGAUAAUACUCCCACCGUGACAGCCCGACGGAGAAAACCGACCCAGCUCCUCCGUCUACGUCUCGAGACGGCCAGACGACUCCAGGGGCUGAAUGCGAAGACGAAAGCAAGACGUGCGGCGUCCAAGGCCAAGCGGGAUAAGGAAAUGCGGAAAUUACUCUCCGAUGAAGGAAUCCAUUCUUUCCAGAUCGCGCCUCGUGUUCCCAAGAUCAAGAAGAAUAAACUCUCGCAUCCGUUUCCGCCAGAGUCGAAAUUCAAGAAGCGUCAGAGGGGAAAGACAUGGUUGCCUACGCAUAUGUUUCAUGCUAAGCGGGCCCAUAUGACCACGGCCAACGAGCCGUUGUGGAGGUUUGCGGUGCCGCUGUCUCCCACGGAGAAGAGCUAUAGACCUACCCAUCGGGCUGCGGGUGCGAGGGGGGCUGUAGCGUGGGAUGUCAGUUAUAUGUCUACGAUGCAGUUAGAGGGAACUGAGGCUAGUUUGGAAAGCGUUCUGAGGGCAGUGGGAGUUGUUGGGGACGAAGCGUGGGGAACGAAAGGGAAGAAAUGGAGACAAGGGACGAGGAGCCUGGUCGCUUGGGUAUUUGAACAUGAAGGAGAGAAGAGGCCGAUCGCGCCCGUGACAUUGAUCUGGCGUGCAAGAGACGCGCAGGAGGAUGUUGAGAUGACCGAUGCCGGGGACCAGAGUGGCCCGCGCAAGACUAAGAAGCCUAGGGAGAAGCUGUUCGUCCGAGUACAUCCGUCAGCGUUUCUUCAGCUGUGGAAUGAACUCUUAGAAGUAUCAAAACGCCAGAACCCUCCUGUCAUGGUGGAAGACUUGCGCUUUGAGAUCGGGAGCAUCGAUAUCACUGGUCCUGGGGCGACGGAGGCAUUACUAGGUGCACUCAAGCCGCUGCAAGAGGAUGGGAAAGACUUCCCCAAGGACAGUCCAGAAGCGACUUGGUCCUCUCUUAUAAGCGUCACGAACCCUUCUUCUCUUCCCCAGAAUGCCAUCCUGGCUUUCUCAAUAUCUGAUCCUCGUCUACGCUUUCCUCCAAGGAAGAUAAAACCACCUACUUCCGAGCAGAGCAUGAACGAUCUUGCUAUCUUACUAGCCUCGUGGCCGGUAGACAAGACUCAGAAGCCUGCUGCGCUGUUUGACCGUCCUGCACGUUUGGCCGCUGCUCGCCAACUUCCCAGCCAAAAGGCCAUCAAUCGACGACGGACCCUGGCUGGACCAGGAACAUAUCCGUCCCCACAGCCUUCAGAUCCAAGUAUUCCUGUCAUAGUUCUUGCAUCCAAGCCAGGUAUUAUGGCCAAGAACAGCAACGCCCAGGGUACCUGGACCGUCCUUCUCCCCUGGAAGUGCCUGGUUCCUGUGUGGUACUCACUGAUGUACCAUCCGCUCUCCAGUGGAGGAAAUCCUCGAUUUGGCGGUCUCAAAGAACAAAGGCAGCUUGCUUUCGAAGUGGGAGAACCGUGGUUUCCAGGUGAUUUCCCGGGUACUCAGGCAGGCUGGCAAUGGGGCUUGCGUGAGCGAGAGGAGGCGAAGAAAGAGUGGGAGAGGAAGCCAAAGGGCCGGAGAACCGAGUUCGAAAGCAUAGAUCUUGGAAACGGCACGAAAGGUGAAAUAGGGCGUGGAUGGGCUUGUGACUGGGAAAGACUGGUAGAAGGUCCUCCCGAGGUCGCAGUGACGGAGAAUGCAGACACUGCCGCUCAGAAAGACUUGGAGAGGAAGAAAACUGCAUCUGAGGCCGCUGAUUCGUCCACAGAGGACAACAAGAAGCUGAAUGCUAUCCCACCGUAUAGUCUACACCAGCUUACUUCGAACACGGCUCAUAGGAUUGUGAACCAUGUGUCUGGGCCUCUUCCUGCAGAUCUACAGAGCCUUCUCGACAAGCCCGCCCUGGCAACUGUCAAGAUCUCUCUCUUCAAUCGUGGCACUCCCACGCCACGUGCCCGCAUCUACCGCCUCCCAACGACAGACGAUGAACUACGCCAGCAGUGGCUUUCAUUAGCAUCUCCUGUGUCUACUACAUCCACACAAAAUGGGAGCCAAUCCCCCGUCCAGAAGGGAAAAAAGAAGCAAAUCCAGAGCCAGAGCCAGAGCCAGUCCCAGUCCCAAACCACACCAUCAGAACAAGAACGGCGCGAUGAAGCUUGUAAGCGCCUCGCAGCUUCUCUUCUCGCAUCAUCAGCAGAAGCAGGCCCCCACACUGACGCAGAGCGGAAUGCCUACCUGCCCAUCCCGUCUGAAGAGGACCUCAUCGGCUUCGUGACGACAGGAAACUACAACCUGUCCGAAGGCAAGGGGACGGGUGUUGGAUCGAUUCUCAUCUCGAAGAUCAUAAACUCAGCCGCUGAGAGUGAGAAAGAGAAAGGAAAAGGCAAAGCACGAGAGCGAAGGAUGUGUAUUGUUCGCUCUGCGGGUGAACGAGUCGGCAGGUUGGGCAUUUGGGAAGUCGUAUGAAGUUCCACAUGAUAUUGUUACAAACCAUGUGAUUCUGUAGAUGGACUCGAAAGAGAAGGGAGUUGUAUCAUGAUACCCUGUUAUGAUAUCUUAUAUUAUAUUGAGGCUUUUUACUAGGAAUGGCAACUAGAUCCGCUGCAUGCACGGCAAAGGUAUAAACUGGACG